AUGUCCGCCUCGUCUUCACCCUCGCUCCCGCCGGCAAAGCGCGCUCGGUCGAAGUCGCCCGUCCACGAAGAAGCAGAUGCCGGGCCAGCUGGUCUCGUCUCUCAGGCCGGCGACGCUGCCGCUGCUGGUCCGUCCACCAAUGCCAACGGCUCCGCGCGCGCAAAGGACGAUGGCGGAGCCGACAAGCAGCACCGGAAGGAAGAGGCUAGGCGCGCUCGCAACAAGCGGAAAGACUAUCAGAGGACCCUCUCAAAGAGCGGAAGGGAGCCGAUCGAGUUUGACAUUGAAGAGCUCCUUGGCCGCCGGAAGGUGACCGACAUCCUGUCAGAGGGCCGCGAAUUUGAGAGCAAGUUCCCGCGCGACCAGGAGGUCGAGCUGGUCAUUGAGCGGCUCAACUCGCACGGAGACGGUCUGGCCAAGAACGUGGACGGAGACUGGGUCAUCGCCGUGCCGAACACGCUGCCGGGAGAGCGAGUCGUGGCGCAGGUCACAUCCAACGAGCGGAUGUGGUCGCGGGCAAAGCUGGUAAAGAUCAUCGAGGGCAACUCGGAAAAGCGCCGGGAUGACCUGGUCGGCUGCAAGUACUUUGGGAGCUGCGGAGGCUGCCAGUACCAGAUGCUGACGUACGAGGAGCAGCUGCGCAUCAAGCAAGGGGUGGUGGAGCGGGCGUUCAAGCACUACUCUGAGCUCGACCCGAGCCUGGUCCCCGAGGUGCUGCCGACCAUGCCGUCGCCCAAGCAGUACAACUACCGAACCAAGCUGACGCCGCACUUCAACCUCCCCUUCGAGCUGCGCCGCGGGAGGCAUGGGCGGCACGGCGACGGCGUCAACGCCAAGGCGGCCGACCAGAAGUUUGACUUCCCGAUCGGCUUCGACUCGAUCGGCACCAAGCGGGUGAUGGACAUCGAAGAGUGCCCAAUCGCCACGGUCACCAUCAACCGAGCUCUGCCGGUUGAAAAGCAGAGGGUCAAGGAUACCAUCCACACGUACAAGAACGGCGCCACGAUUCUCUUGAGGGACUCGCUGAAGUCCUAUGAAUCAGUCGCCGAGGACACGCUGGUCCAGCUCGAUGCCGGAGAGGGCAUCGAGCCCGACACCGAGGUCGUCACCAACCACAAGGCCACGGUCAAGGAGCGGGUGUGGAAGACCAAGUUUGAGUCGCCCGCGGGCACCUUCUUCCAGAACAACCGCUCCAUCCUGCCGUCGCUGCUCGACUACGUCCGGGAGCAGAUCGUUGCGAGCCGCAGCCGCAACGGCGAGCCGGCCGAGGCGGUGGCGGCGCAUAGCUACCUGGUCGAUGCCUACUGCGGCUCUGGCCUCUUCAGUCUUUGUCUCGCAUCGCUCUUCAAGGAGGUCUCGGGAGUCGAGAUAAGCUCCGAGUCGAUCAAGUACGCCAAGAAGAAUGCCGACCUCAACGGCAUCGCCAACGCCAAGUUCCUGGCGGGCAACGCCGAGGACAUCUUCGGCCGCAUCGACUACCCGCCGGAGCGGACGACGGUCAUCAUCGACCCUCCGCGACGCGGUUGCGACGAGGCCUUCAUUGAGCAGCUGGUCAAGCUGGGACCCUCGGACAUUGUCUAUGUCUCGUGCAACGUUCACACGCAGGCACGAGACGUGGGGCAGCUGCUGCGCAAGGCGCCCGAGUAUGAAAUCCUGAGCGUUCGCGGGGCGGAUCUCUUCCCACAGACGCAUCACGUCGAGGGCGUCUGCGUGCUUCGAAAGAAGACGGCCGCGUCCGCCUGA
Molecule: messenger RNA, 1743 nt
Organism: Pseudozyma flocculosa PF-1
Lineage: Eukaryota; Fungi; Basidiomycota; Ustilaginomycetes; Ustilaginales; Ustilaginaceae
Exons: 2
Coding region: 1-1743 (580 amino acids)
Biological process (GO): tRNA processing
Molecular function (GO): tRNA (uracil(54)-C5)-methyltransferase activity, S-adenosyl methionine-dependent
Source: RefSeq, a predicted model, not a curated record